GCGUGCGCACACGCUCCAACAAUCGAGAGGUAAAAUGGCGUCGGGUGCCAUUUCCGCGGACUGUAAGAAAAUAGCAGAAUUGCGAGUAAUUGACCUUAAAUCCGAGCUCAAACGAAGGAAUUUGGAUACUUCUGGUGUGAAAAGUGUCCUAAUUGCCCGGCUGAAACAGGCCGUCGAGGAUGAAGGUGGCGACUCAGAAAACAUUCAGAUCCAACUUGCUACUGACAGUCGGAAAAAUCCAAAAGCCAAAGGGAAAAAAGUGGACUCGGAUGCAGAGAACACUGUGGAAGAAGACACAUUCUCCAAGGACGCUGAAGAGGAUGAAUCAGAAAAAGAUGUAACUGAUACAGAUGAUGGUACUCACGAAAAUUCUAAGCCUCCACCCUGCGAGGACAGCCUCACUGAGCCUGAGGCAGAGGCCCUGGCUGAGGCGGAGCCGGAGUCAGAAGCUGUGAUGGCGUCUGAGGCCGAAUCAGAGCCUGAGCCCGAGGUCGAUGCUGAACCUGAGCCUGACGUGGAGGCCGAGCCAGAGGUGGAGGCCGAAGUGGCCGAGAUGGACGCUGAAGCCGUGAAUUCCUCAAAAGAAGCUGAGGAUGACCACCUAUCGGUCUCGAUCCCGAACGAAGAUGCCAUCACACUUGAUGUCGAUGGUGAUGAUCUCCUGGAAACAGGUAAACAUGUGAAACUUCCAGAUCCAGAGGCCGAGAAGGGCACAGACGAGCCAGAGGCCUCUGCUGAGAUGGGUCCAGAUGAUGAUGUGAGGAUAGAAGAGAAGGAGGGCCAUAAAGAUGGUAAGAAAGAUGAUGGAACCAAGGUUGACCCCAUGAAGAAAGAGAGCAGAGAGGCCUUGAAGAAAGCCGAAACAGGAGACAAAGAAAAGGAUUCUGGGAAGAAAGGCCCCUCCACUACUGGGGCGUCAGGUCAAGCAAAGAGUUCUUCAAGAGACAGAGACGGAAAAGCUGCAAAAGAUGAAAAGGGAAACACCAGCAGUAGCAUCAGCAGCUCGUCUCGUAACCUGUGGGUGAGCGGCCUGUCUUCUAACACCAAAGCAGCUGAUCUAAAGAACCUGUUUGGCAAAUAUGGCAAGGUUUUCAGUGCCAAAGUGGUGACAAAUGCUCGCAGCCCUGGUGCAAAGUGUUAUGGGUUGGUGACCAUGUCCUCCAGUGCAGAGGUGACACGAUGCAUCUCACACCUUGACCGCACAGAACUCCAUGGACAGCAGAUAUAUGUUGAACGGGUCAAAAAUGAUCCAUUUAAAAAAGAACCAUCAAAGAAGGAAGCAGAGGACAAAAUGAGUUCCAGCAAAUCAAGUGAUAAACGCAGUACCACACUAAAGACACCUAACAAAGCCCAGCCAUCCUCCAAAAAAGAGGACAAGAAGUCUGAUAAACCAUCAGAAAAAGACAAAGAUUUGGCCAAGAAACAGGAGUCUAAAAGUGGAAAAUCUGAGGCAGCUUCAUCUACGUCAACCCUAGAUUCUUCCAAGAAAGAUGAUAAAAAACAUGGCCGUGCAAAAAGCCCGGGGAAGAUGGUGGUGAUAGAUCACGCCAAAGGAGAUCCUAACUUCGGCAAAAUGAGACCUUUCAGAAGGGGAAGGCAUUUUGACAAACCUGGUUUCUUCAACAUGAACAUGCAGCGGCGGCCGAGAUGGUUGAUUCCCCCUGAAGAGUUGGAGAUGAUGAAAGAUAAAGGGCGACCUUUUCCCAACAAAGGAGGCAGCAAAGACAUCUUGCCUUUUGAGAAGAUGAAGGAGCAGAGGAUGCGUGAACGACUGGCUCGUCUGGAGCGUGUCCGCAGAGCCGUGGAGUUACGGAGGCGACGAGAAAUUGCAGAACGAGAACGUCGGGAGCGGGAGCGUAUCCGUCUGCUGCGAGAACGUGAAGAACGGGAGAACCUGCUCCGGGAACGCCAGAGAUUAGAGAUGGAAAGACAAAAACUGGAAAGAGAGCGCUUGGAGAGGGAGAGGCUUGAGAGAGAGAGGAUCCGUAUAGAACAGGAGCGGCGUAAAGAGGCAGAGCGGCUGGCACGUGAACGUGAGGAGCUGCGGAGGCAGCAGGAGCAGCUCCGCUACGAGCAGGAGAAAAGGAACAACCUUAAAAGAGGCCGUGAUGUGGAACACGGUCGGAGGGAUGAUCCCUACUGGAAUGGCAACAAGAAGAUGCAGACGGAGUCAGAUGUCCGCCUGAGUCAAGGCUCCGAUUACAACCGGCAGCAGAACCGCUUUUCAAACUUCAGCCCACGAGACCGGGGCCGCUUUCCAGAUGCUGCUGCUGAGCAGCCCAACAGUUACGACAGGCGGAAUCGGUUUGACAGUGAGUCAGAAGUAAAGAAGAACCGGCCCGCUCCUCAUAGAGCAGGUUCAGGGUUUGAGCGCUACCCCAAGAACUUUGACACAGUCCGGAGAGGUGAGCCGCCCCCUCCUCCACGCACAGACCUCCGAGACACCGACCGCAGGGACAGAGAUGAGAGGCGGCCUGUACCCAUGCCCGACCGCCCUGUGGGAGCCAGAGCAGCAAUGCCUGGCAUGUCGCACACCCGCUCACCGAGAGACGGAGCACAUGGAGGCUGGAAGAGUGAUGGCGGCAUGAAUACCAACAAGGGGGACAUGCGUGGAGCUGUGCGAAUGCGUCCAGAGCGUUCGGGCAGAGACGGCCCGGGCCCUGCGAUCAGAGGAGGCUCCUCAGCCAGCCAGGGGAGGAGCAGCUUUAGUGAUCGAGAAGGUGGACGGCCAAUGGUGAUGGGAGACCAGCCCUUUGGCAGCGGCCGCCAGGUGGUGGUGGAGCGUCACGGCAGGGACCAGGGGCUGAGGAAGGAGUGGCACAGCAGCGCAGGGUCACAGGGCGGGGGCUUCUCUGACAACCGCAGGAUGGCAGACAACCGGGGCAGCAUGAUGGCUCCACACUCGAGCCAUUCCUCAUCUGGUAUGAACCGAAUUGUACAGAUCACCAGCAACUCCAUUCCCAGUGGCGGUAACGUCGGAGGGUUCAAGCCCUUCAAAGGAGCACCUCGACGGUUCUAACUGCACCCAACACUUUUCGGAACUUAUUUUUGGAGUAUCAGCUGUUUUAGCUGGCCAGUUUGUAGCCACGCAGUUGAUCAUAUUUUUAUUUUGUAUAGAUGAGUGUUUACCUCAGUGUAGGGUUUUCAAGCAGUUCUGCUGUGAUCAUUACACAAACUGUGCACAUAUGUUUUACUUCGAUUUAGUAGGAUGUUGUACAGCUUUAGUUCUUUGUAACAAGUUUCAUGUGAUGUUAUCAACUGUAAUUGCAAGUGUUUUAAGUAAAUUUUCUGUAACUUAGUGUAGACUUCAUUCUUCUUAAGUUAAAUGCUCCAGUUUCCUGUUCAUUUGUUUUUUUUUUUGUGUAUUAUUGAGCUCCUAAGUUGACAAAAGGGAUAAAGGUUUGGACAUUUCCUGAUGCAAUGGUACAUUUAUAAAGCACAUGAUCAGGGUGGCAGUCCUUUUUUAUAAAAAAAAAAAUAAUUUUGCUAAAUAUGUCAAGCUCUGUUACAUAGCCUCCAUAGCCUGCAUAGUAGCAAAAGAAAAGCCCCUGUCGUUGAUGCAUGCACCAUGUGAGAGUCAGUUGCAUCAAGCUGCGGCGGUGUUCUUUUUAUCAGUCCACACCUUGAAGUGGCAUCGUCACACUUGCCUCAGUCUGAUUCAUGAGGAACAUGCUGUUGGAUGCAUGCAUGACUCAAGUGCAUUUAGAAUGUGAGUCUGCUUGGAAAAAUGCCCGCCUGUUUAACACUGAACAUUAAAUGUGCACCUUCAUUGAUGUAAAACAAAGUUUACACUAUCUGUGACUAGAUUGUUCCCACCACCUCUGCACUGCUGUUGCUUGUUCAGAUAUUUAUAUUUUUUUCCCUGAGGCUUUAGUGCACCCAAAUUACUCACAUACAGAUUGAGAAUCCUUGUAAAUGCCCCCAGAAGCUUAAAAAUUCUCACUGCAUACUUUUUUUCCUCAAAUAUUCCCUCAAAAAUGGGCUUGGUCCCUUUACCUAUAGUGUGCAUUUAAACGAGUUCAUGUCAUGACUAGGCCACCAUACCACUGAAUUACAUUUUGUUGUGUUUUUAAUUAUUUAUUAGUAUGCUAAUUACAGAGGGCACAACUCCUCACCCUGGCUGACAGGUUUUUGGUGCUAUUUCAGCCCUCGCACAAAUGCAAAUGGUCAACAUGCAUCAGGUACCAUGAGGAAGUCCAACCCAUCCCCACCUCUAUGUUUGGCAGUGCUGCUGGUCAAAUACACUAUAACUAUUGCAAGAAAACUAAAUUAUGUUAGAUGGGAAUCAGAAAUCUCAGUAAAAUAAGCUUUCAACACCUUCAUUUGCUUAGUAGCACCUUUGGUAUUUAACCUCUGGUAUUCAUCAUAAUCAUAACUUGGCACAUUUGGAUUUUCUGUUUUUCCCAACUUGGAUGUGGAGCAUAUGGGAACAGCUUCUCAUUUUUAAUUUGUGAAUAAAAAAA
Myripristis murdjan (pinecone soldierfish) is the source of this 4463-nucleotide messenger RNA. It is a transcript of the gene sltm, whose product is annotated as SAFB-like, transcription modulator. The record is from RefSeq and is a predicted model, not a curated record. Gene Ontology annotation, biological process: regulation of transcription by RNA polymerase II; regulation of mRNA processing. Gene Ontology annotation, molecular function: RNA binding; sequence-specific DNA binding. Gene Ontology annotation, cellular component: nucleus. Bases 35 to 3019 code for a protein of 994 amino acids. The transcript has 20 exons. Lineage: Eukaryota; Metazoa; Chordata; Actinopteri; Holocentriformes; Holocentridae.